GCUGCAUCUAAAUGUAUCGAGUGGAUGGGUGGUGUCGGAUUUACUACAGAAUUUCCAGGUGCAAUUUAUGAGGGAACCUCAAACAUUCAAUUAAUUACAAUUGCUAAAGAAAUUAAAAAAAAAUAUGCAUCAUAA
Molecule: messenger RNA, 135 nt
Organism: Entrophospora sp. SA101
Lineage: Eukaryota; Fungi; Glomeromycota; Glomeromycetes; Entrophosporales; Entrophosporaceae
Source: the annotation of a GenBank genome assembly